This is a messenger RNA of Cynocephalus volans (Philippine flying lemur), 2546 nucleotides long. It is a transcript of the gene PIGV, whose product is annotated as phosphatidylinositol glycan anchor biosynthesis class V. Gene Ontology annotation, biological process: GPI anchor biosynthetic process. The transcript has 5 exons. Gene Ontology annotation, molecular function: alpha-1,6-mannosyltransferase activity; GPI mannosyltransferase activity. The record is from RefSeq and is a predicted model, not a curated record. The coding region runs from base 599 to 2080 and encodes 493 amino acids. Gene Ontology annotation, cellular component: endoplasmic reticulum membrane; mannosyltransferase complex. Lineage: Eukaryota; Metazoa; Chordata; Mammalia; Dermoptera; Cynocephalidae.
AGGUGGAGGCCUCCGAGAAUCGGAGAGCUCCGCCCCUCCGCCAUAGCGGCCUCCGGCGCCGCCUCUUCCUUUACAGCCUCCCGCCCUCGCCUGCUUCCGGCCCUGUGGCCUGGCUGUGCUCCGCCGCCUCCCUCGGGAGUAGCCCCUGGGUCGUGCACUCUGUGGGGUGAGGGUAGAUACACGGUCCCCGGUAGGGACUGUGUCCGAAAGGAGGACGCUAGUACGGGCUUCGGAGCCGGCCAGGCUGGCAGAGAGCAGCCCAUGGGUCGGGACGGCCUACAAGGUCUUUGGCCCCGAGGACCCUGGGUCAGAGCGGCUUCUCCACCCCACAGAGGGUGUUAGUCUUACCCAGCGUCGAGGGCUUCAGUUCAGCAGGAUGUCCCAAGUUCUCAGGGCCCACCUACCCUAAGCAUACCCAGCAAAAGCCUGCUGUACCACUGGAGGAAAUAUUAGUGUGGGCUUCAAAUCUCCUGUGGUCGCUGGGGCUAAGCUUGACUCUGGAGAGAGGAAAGGAAGAAUGCAACCUGGUCAAGAAGCAGAGAAGACUGAGGGAACUUGGUCCUGGUAGCAACACCCCUGAAUUUCUGGUGGUGAGAGAAUGUGGCCCCUGGACCCAUCCCGGAAAGAGGUGCUGAGGUUUGCGAUCAGCUGCCGUGUCCUGACUCUGAUGCUGCAGGCCCUCUUCAAUGCUGUCAUCCCAGAUCACCAUGCCGAAGCCUUCUCUCCUCCUCGCCUGGCUCCCUCGGGCUCUAUGGACCAGUUUGUGGAAUGUCUUCUGGGUGGCUUGUCUCGUUGGGAUGCUGAACACUUCCUGUUCAUUGCCGAGCAUGGCUACCUGUAUGAGCAUAACUUUGCCUUCUUCCCUGGUUUCCCCUUGGCCCUGCUGGUGGGGACUGAACUGUUGAGACCCUUGCGGGGGUUACUAAGCCUACGGAGUUGCCUGCUAAUUUCAGUAGCAUCACUCAAUUCCUUGUUCUUCGUACUGGCUGCAGUCGCACUUCAUGACCUGGGCUGUAUGGUUUUGCACUGUCCCCGCCAAGCCUUUUAUGCAGCACUGCUCUUCUGCCUCAGCCCCGCCAAUGUCUUCCUGGCAGCUGGUUACUCAGAAGCUUUGUUUGCCCUUCUGACAUUCAGCGCCAUGGGGCAGCUGGAGAGGGGCCGAGGCUGGACUAGUGGACUCCUCUUUGCCCUUGCCACAGGUGUACGCUCUAAUGGGCUGGUCAACAUUGGCUUCCUCAUGCAUUCUCAGUGCCGAGGCUUUUUCUCUUCUCUUAUGGUGAUGAAUCCCCUGAGACAGAUCUUUAAGCUGAUGGCCUCUCUGUUCUUGUCAGUGCUCACACUUGGCCUUCCCUUUGCCCUCUUUCAGUAUUAUGCCUAUAGCCAAUUCUGUCUUCCAGGCUCAGCCCACCCCAUUCCUGAGCCCUUGGUGCAGUUAGCUGUGGACAAGGGCUACCGAAUCACAGAGGGGAAUGAGCCAUCUUGGUGCUCCUGGGACCUUCCCCUAAUAUACAACUAUAUCCAGGAUGUCUACUGGAAUGUUGGCUUUUUGAGAUACUAUGAGUUCAGACAGGUGCCCAAUUUUCUGCUGGCUGCACCAGUGGCUAUAUUGGUUGCCUGGGCAACUUGGACAUAUGUGACCGCCCACCCUUGGCUCUGCCUUACACUUGGGCUGCGAAGGAGCAAGGACAAUAAGACUCUAGAGAAGCCCAAUACUGGAUUCCUCAGUCCUCAGGUAUUUGUGUACCUGGUCCAUGCUGCAGUGCUUCUGCUGUUUGGAGGUCUGUGCAUGCAUGUUCAGGUCCUCACCAGGUUUUUGGGCUCCUCCACUCCUAUUGUGUACUGGUUUCCAGCUCACUUGCUUCAAGAUCAAGAGCCGCUGUUGAGAUCCCUAGAGACUGUGCCUUGGAAGCCUCUUGCAGGGGACUCCCCAGCAGGACAAAAGGUCCCCAGAAAUUCUAUCGUGGGACUUCUGUACAACUGGAAAACCUGUUCUACAAUCACACGAUACAUUUUAGGCUACUUCUUGGCUUACUGGCUCUUGGGACUAAUCCUACAUUGCAACUUCCUGCCUUGGACAUGACCUGGAAUCUCAAGGGACAGGCUGGAAGCCAACUUAAUCCAGGAGAUUGAAAGCAAAAAUACACACUGGGACUGCCUGCACUGCCCUGAGAUCAUUACGCUGUCUCUUUGAAGGCUGGUGGAAUGGGUGAAGUGUGAGCCACUAGAGCCUCUUCUGAUCCUACCUAGGCCAUAUUUUAGAGUAGUGAAGAUUAUCUUGUUCCAAGUCUAAGUACACCUGGAUCUGUCGAGUCAACCAACAUAGCAGAGACAGUCUUAAACCUACCACUGACCCACACGUAAAAUGUAAAUUAUUUAAAUGUAAAUUUCAUCAAAGGCUCUAGCACAGGAUGGUGCAGGCCUGAACAGCGUAGUGGCAGUAGUAAAGUGGGGACCAUCUUUUCUAAAUAGGACAUUGUUUCCAAUGAUUUUUUUCAUGAUACGUACAUUUAUUUAUAUGAGAAUACAAAGAUAUGCAAAUUAAACAA